Molecule: messenger RNA, 1602 nt
Organism: Carassius auratus (goldfish)
Lineage: Eukaryota; Metazoa; Chordata; Actinopteri; Cypriniformes; Cyprinidae
Product: zona pellucida sperm-binding protein 4-like
Exons: 8
Coding region: 41-1549 (502 amino acids)
Biological process (GO): prevention of polyspermy; binding of sperm to zona pellucida
Cellular component (GO): egg coat
Molecular function (GO): structural constituent of egg coat; acrosin binding
Source: RefSeq, a predicted model, not a curated record
CAAAGGGCAGUAUCUCCACAUUGUGUUUAGCUGUUAAACAAUGGUUGGAAUUUGGUGUUUGGUUCAGCUUUUGCUGGUUUGUGCUUUAUGUCAUGCCGUUCCACACUGGGGUAAAUCGCUUCAGGAUGUUCAAUCUCUGAUGACCCAGCAGUUUCCGCUUCAGAAACCAGUUCAACAACCAACUUACCAGCAGUUUCCGGUUCAGAAGCCAGUUCAACAACCAACUUACCAGCAGUUUCCGGUUCAGAAACCAGUUCAACAACCAACUUACCAGCAGUUUCCGCUUCAGAAACCAGUUCAACAACCAACUUACCAGCAGUUUCCAGUUCAGAAGCCAGUUCAACAACCAACUUACCAGCAGUUUCCAGUUCAGAAACCAGUUCAACAACCAAGUAACCAGCAGGUUCCUCAGCAGAUUUCGCUUCAGAAGCCGGUUCAACAACCUAAACCACAGUUUCCGCUUCAGAAGCCAGUAGUGCAGACAGAUCCUAUUAAUAAAUGUGCUGUAGCUGAUUCUGAGCAGAUCCAAUGUGGUCUACCUGGCAUCAGUGGUGCUGAGUGUGAAGCUAUCAACUGCUGCUUUAAAGCACAGCAGUGUUACUAUGGGAGGACGGUAACUGUCCAGUGUAUUCGAGAUGGUCAGUUUGUGGUAGUGGUGUCUAGAGACGUUACUCUGCCUCGACUGAGUCUGGAUUCGGUUCAUCUACUGGGUGGAAAUGACCCACCUUGUGCUCCUGUGGGGUCCACACCUUCCUUUGCCAUAUACCAGUUCCCUGUGACCGCAUGUGGCACGAGUGUGAUGGAGGAUGGCGGAUAUGUGGUGUAUGAAAACCGAAUGACCUCAUCCUAUGAAGUGGGGGUUGGACCAUAUGGUUCCAUCACAAGGGACAGUAAUUUUGAGUUCCUCUUCCAGUGUAGAUACUCUGAAACUUCUGUGGAAGCUCUGGUUGUGGAGGUCAACUCCGUUCCUCCACCUCUACCAGUAGCUGCUCCAGGGCCUCUCCGGGUGGAGCUCAGACUGGCCAAUGGCCAAUGUGUCACCAAAGGCUGUGCUGAAGGAGAUGAGGCCUACACGUCCUACUACAGUGACGCGGAUUAUCCAAUCACAAAAGUCUUGCGAGAGCCUGUGUAUGUUGAGGUGCACAUUAUGGAGAGGACUGACCCCAAAAUUGUCCUGAUGCUGGGACGUUGUUGGACGACUUCAACCCCCAGUCCACUCAGUCUCCCCCAGUGGGACCUUCUGAUCGAUGGAUGCCCUUACCAGGACGACCGUUACCUGACCACACUGGUUCCAGUGACUGGAUCAUCUGGGCUUCAGUUCCCAACCCACUAUAGGCGUUUUGUUGUGAAGAUGUUCACAUUCGUAGACCCAGCCUCACUGGCUGCUCUGCAGGAAACUAUCUUCAUCCAUUGCAGUACAGAGGUGUGCCAUCCAUCAUCUGGCUCUUGUGAGCAAAGGUGCACCAGGAAACGAAGAGAUACUCGUAUCAAGGCUGUCUCUGGGGAGCAGACUGUGGUUUCUAGUGGAGCAGUUACUCUGGUCAUGUAAAUAUAGUUUUUAAUAAACUUUGCAGAACCCAGAGGUAUCUUGUCUUUGUAUUC